AUGUUGCCGUGCCGCUCUCUCCCUCUGUCUAUUCUCUUGCUCCUCCUGGUUGUUGCCGAGGCGGGCCUGUGCGUUGCUGUCACGACCCAGCUGCACGGUGGUUUCCGUGGCUGCGCGGUGCGGGAUUUUUCCUUCGUGGCCCAGAAGCCGGGAUGCAGGAACCUUCGCAUCGAGACGGAGGCCUGCUGGGGCCGCUGCCAUACCUGGGAGAAGCCGCUCCCAGAGCCCCCCUACGUUCAGCGGCAUCACCGUGUGUGUUCCUACGGUCGUACUCGCUACCUGACGGCCCGUCUGCCAGGCUGCCAGCCCCACGUCUCUCCGCUCUACCCCUACCCCCUCGCUCUGCAGUGUCACUGCACCGUCUGUUCCACACAGGAGACGGAGUGUGAGACGUUCUGAUAACAACUUCUCUGUGUGUGUGUGUGUGAAAAGAUUUAAGGUUGAUUUAAGCAAUGAGGCCCGAGGGGUUGUGGUAUAUGGACAAUAUACCACGGUUAAGGGCUGUUCUUAAGUACGACGCAACGCGGAGUGCCUGGACGCAGCCCUUAACCGUGGUAUAUUGGCCAUAUACCACAAACGCCCCG
Molecule: messenger RNA, 584 nt
Organism: Oncorhynchus gorbuscha (pink salmon)
Lineage: Eukaryota; Metazoa; Chordata; Actinopteri; Salmoniformes; Salmonidae
Product: glycoprotein hormone beta-5-like
Exons: 2
Coding region: 1-399 (132 amino acids)
Biological process (GO): G protein-coupled receptor signaling pathway; regulation of thyroid hormone receptor signaling pathway
Cellular component (GO): extracellular region; cytoplasm
Molecular function (GO): hormone activity
Source: RefSeq, a predicted model, not a curated record